This is a messenger RNA of Peronospora matthiolae, 432 nucleotides long. The record is from the annotation of a GenBank genome assembly. Lineage: Eukaryota; Oomycota; Peronosporomycetes; Peronosporales; Peronosporaceae.
AUGGCCAGCGACGCUGUCGUUGAUACCAACGUGAACACCACGAAACGACGCGAUCAUGUGCGGACGCCUGAGACUGGUUCGCCGGCAGAUGCAUUGGAUGGCAAAGGCAACGACGUGAUGGCCAGCUAUGAUGACCAUCCUGGUAUGGCGCGUGCCAGCGCGAACGAUGACAGCUCCGAAAGAUUCCUAGACAUCGCAGCCAAGUCCAUCGGUAAACCGAAUCAUCGCAUGUUUUGGUACGCCGCGGAUUACGCCCGGCUUUUUUUUGUGGAUCACAGGACUCGCAGUCAAACGCUUCGCGAGCUGGAGCUGAAUAAGAAGGAAGGUUGGUCCAUCUUCAGGCCUACUACUUUUUAUAAUGAGGGCUAUUUAGAGUACGUGACUGAGAAGUGCGCUUCCAGUGUCUUCAAGCACAACAUUGCUUGCGUCUAG